Papaver somniferum (opium poppy) is the source of this 1167-nucleotide messenger RNA. RefSeq lists its product as uncharacterized. NCBI's taxonomy places the organism in Eukaryota, Viridiplantae, Streptophyta, Magnoliopsida, Ranunculales, Papaveraceae. The record is from RefSeq and is a predicted model, not a curated record. The coding region runs from base 1 to 1167 and encodes 388 amino acids. The transcript has 3 exons.
AUGCCUAUGUUUGAUCCAGGGAAGGAUAAGAUUACUAGGGAUGUUGUUUGGGUUCGUUUCACGGCUCUUCCAAUGGAGUUUUGGGAUGAAGAGACGAUUUUUCGAAUGGCUAGAGGGCUUGGAAAGCCGGUUUCUGUUGAUCUAAGAACUCUGCGCCAUGAAUAUGGCUACUUUGCUGUGGCUUUGAUCGAUAUAGAUUUCUCGCAACCUUUAGGAAGGAUUCUGGUUGAUGGCGAAGAAAAUGAAGAAAUUUUUGUUCAACAGUAUGAAAUUUUAAACAGGCCUAGUUUUUGCGAUUAUUGCAAAUCUAUUGGUCAUAAGAAAUCUGAUUGUAGAACAAAAAAAUAUGAUGAUUUGAAAGACAAAGCUGAUGAAGAAACUGAUCCUGAGAUCAAAAAAUCAAUUGAAGCUGACAUGGAAGACCUUAAGAACUUCUGGCAAAAGGAAAGAAUUCCUAAAGAUGAUGGCAAAGACAAAGCGAAGAAGCCGACUGAUCCAUCGCUGCGAACAAUUCUUGAGAAGGAUCAAGCAAACAAACCUGGUGAUGAUCCUAAAACAAUGAAGAACCCAUCAAUCCUUGAGAUUGCUACGGGAAAACAUACUCAUUUCCUUGAGAAAGUGAAGCUAGUAAUGGUGUGGGAUCGGGUGAAGAAGCGCAAUGACGGUGCUAAUCUGAUCGAACGCAAUGAUGGUGCUUCUCAAUCCGAAAAGCGCAAUGAUGGUGCAGAGUCAAAUUUGCGCAAUGAUGGUGAGGAAACUGCGGAAAGUGUGCAUGAUAGUUUGCGUAAGGAAGAUGAUGUAAAUCUUGAGGCACAAGAGAUGGAAGCUUUUAGGAAUUAUGAGGCUAUGAAAGAAGCAACAAGGCAGCGUACUGAGGUAGCAGCUAGCUCUCCAGCUGCUAAUAUUCAGGCUCCUACGGAUGAUAAUGAUGAUGCUAGUUUUAGUGAGGCCACUAAAACUUCGAGAAGAUCUACUCCGUCUAAAUCUUUAGAGAACUUAACGGUUUCUAAUAGAUUUGAGACUGGGAACGAAGAGACUGAUGAGGUAGUUAUUGAAACAAAUUUGGAUACGGUGAAUACUCAGGAUCAGACGCAACCAACAAAUAAUUCCAAAGUAGCAGAAGAUGAUGCAAUAAAUUUGGAAUUACUUGCUAAGAAGGAACAAUAA